CUAGCUUCACGUGUAAGUGAUCCCGCCUUAACCUUCAGCUCCCGCCACAUCAUCUCUGACAUUCUUUGUGUAUUCAUAAAGAGAAAAGACCUAGAGAAACACAGGAGAAAGUUUAAAGAUGAUGAAAACAUUAUCAUCAUUAUUAUUAUUAUUGACUGUGUCAUUGGUUCAUGGAGUGUAUGACUCUUCUGAUGAUGUCAUUGAACUAACUCCAAAGAACUUUGACUCUCAAGUGAUGAAUGGGCCAGAAAUAUGGGUCGUCGAGUUUUAUGCUCCAUGGUGUGGUCACUGUCAGGCCUUGGUACCAGAGUACAAGAAGUUAGCUCGUGCCUUGAAAGGUAUCAUUAAAGUCGGUGCCGUUGAUGCCAGCGAACAUCAGUCACUCGGAGGGAGGUUUGGAGUCCAAGGAUUCCCAACCAUCAAAAUGUUUGGAGGGAACAAGAACAAACCAAGAGACUAUCAAAGUGAGCGCAAAGCAGAAGCCAUGAUGUCACAAGCCCUUUCAUUUGCAAGGGAAGUGAUGAACGAGAGAUUGGGAGGGAAAAGUGGAGGAGGAGGAGGAGGGAGAGGAGGAGGAGGAAGGGGAGGAGGAAGCAGUGGUGGUGGUACUCCUGAUGAUAAAGACGUUAUACAACUCACCGAUUCUAAUUUUGAGGAUAAGGUUCUUGGCAGCGAUGAGAUGUGGCUCGUUGAGUUCUUUGCCCCUUGGUGUGGCCAUUGCAAGAACCUUGCUCCUGAAUGGGCCAAAGCCGCCACACAGCUCAAAGGAAAGGUCCAUGUUGCAGCUGUCGAUGCCACUGAGCAUAGAGUCCUUGCUAGCCGUUUUGGUAUUCAGGGCUUCCCAACUAUAAAGUUUUUUAAUUCAGGGAAGAAGGAUUGGGAUGGAGCAGAGGACUAUACAGGUGGUCGCACUGCUGAUUCUAUUGUUGCUUGGGCGAUGGAGAAAUGGGAGAAGGAGCAGCCUCCUCCUGAAGUGUAUCAACUAACGUCACAGACUGUCAUGGACUCUUGUGCUGAGAAGCAGCUCUGCUUCAUAUCAUUCCUACCCAACAUACUAGACAGCAUGGCAUCAGGAAGGAACAGAUACCUUGAAAUAGCAAGAUCUGUCGGUGAACAGUACAAGCAGAGGUCGUUUGGGUGGGUGUGGCUGGAGGGUGGAGCUAACUCUAAAUUAGAGGAGGCACUUGAAGUUGGUGGGUUUGGUUACCCAGCUCUUGUCGCUGUUAACGGUCGUAAAGGUGCUUACUCUGCACUCCGUGGCCCGUACUCAUACGAUGGCAUUAGAUCAUUUGUUAGAGAGCUGAUAGCAAUGAAGAGUCCCAUUGUAUCGAUAAGAGGUGGUAAGCUUCCGGCUAUUGAAGAUUCUGAGCCAUGGGAUGGAAAAGAUGGAGUUUUGCCUGUUGAUGAUGAUGAUAUUGAUUUGUCUGAUGUUGUCUUAGACGAUGAACCAACUAAAGAAGAAUUAUAAAGAGAAGAGAACUCGUUUUGUCAUUAUUAGCAGUUUUGUAAAGUUUUACUCUUUUUUGAGCCUAACAUUUUUGCUUCUUUUAUUUAAGA
Amphimedon queenslandica is the source of this 1557-nucleotide messenger RNA. RefSeq names its product probable protein disulfide-isomerase A6. Lineage: Eukaryota; Metazoa; Porifera; Demospongiae; Haplosclerida; Niphatidae. The transcript has 8 exons. Gene Ontology annotation, cellular component: endoplasmic reticulum lumen. Gene Ontology annotation, molecular function: protein disulfide isomerase activity; protein-disulfide reductase activity. Bases 119 to 1468 code for a protein of 449 amino acids. Gene Ontology annotation, biological process: response to endoplasmic reticulum stress. The record is from RefSeq and is a predicted model, not a curated record.